This is a messenger RNA of Pteronotus mesoamericanus, 1628 nucleotides long. It is a transcript of the gene ZFP69B, whose product is annotated as ZFP69 zinc finger protein B. Lineage: Eukaryota; Metazoa; Chordata; Mammalia; Chiroptera; Mormoopidae. The record is from RefSeq and is a predicted model, not a curated record. Gene Ontology annotation, biological process: regulation of DNA-templated transcription.
GUGUGGAAGUCAUGAUGCUGCAGAAGCUUCUGAUGACCCCGCCCACCGAGGCCAGCACCUGGGUGAAGCUGCACCAUCCAAGCAAGGCCGAGGAGGGGGCGCCUCCCUGGGAGGAUGAGACUAAAAUUUGUGAAGAAGCUCUGCUACCUCAGGGUGCUGAUGAGACCCAGGGAGAACAUUCAAAGGAUGAAGGGACCUCUGGGGACUGGACAGCAGAAUCCCAGGAACUGUUAACCUUCAAGGACAUAUCUGUGGACUUCACCCAGCAGGAGAAGGGGCAGCUGGGCCCUGCUCACCGGAACCUGUACCGGGAGGUGAUGCUGGAGAACUAUGGGAACCUGGUCUCCGUGGCAGGACAGCUUUCCAAACCUAUUGUGAUUUCCCAAUUGGAGAAAGGAAAAGAACCAUGGAUUAUUGAGAGAGAGAUUUCAGGAGGUCCAAGUUCAGGUAAGAAGAGUAAAACAGAAACCAAAGAACUAACCUUAAAUAAUGAUGUUUUGUGGGAAGAAUUACACCAUUUCCUGAGGAUGUAAAGGUCCACAAGAGGAAGUACCCUGUAUUCCACAUUUAGAAGAGUUUCCAAGUGUAGUAAGUUAGAGAGCCACCAGAAAAACCAAGGAAUGGGCAAGGGGGAAAUCCCCUUGAUCCACAGGAAAACGCUCACUCAGGAGAUUGACCAAGAAUCUAACAGAGUUGAAAAAAGUAUUAAUGUGAGCUCAAAACAUAUUCCAGGAGGUUCUCCAAGAAAAAGAUACCAUAAAUAUGACAUAUCUUGGAAGAAAAGUAUAUACAAUUUAGACUUGAUUAAUCAUUCAAGGAGUUAUACAAGAAUAAAAACCUUUGAAUGUAAUAUUUAUGAAAAAAUCUUCAAACAGCUCAUUCACCUUACAGAACACAUGAGAUUUCAUACCAGAGAGAAACCUUUCAGAUGUAAAGACUGUGGGAAAGCCUUUAGCCAAAGUUCAUCCCUUAUUCCACAUCAGAGAAUCCAUACUGGUGAGAAACCAUAUGAAUGUAAGGAAUGUGGGAAAAUCUUCAGACAUCUGUCAUCUCUUACUCAACAUGUUCGAGUCCAUAGUAGGGAGAAGCCCUAUGAAUGUAGGGUGUGUGAGAAAGCAUUCAGCCAGAACAGUGGGCUGAUCCAGCAUCUGAGAACUCAUGUGAGAGAGAAACCUUUUACAUGUAAAGACUGUGGAAAGAAUUUCCAGAUGAGACACCUGAGGCAACAUGAGAUUAUUCACAGUGGUAAGAAACCCUAUAUUUGUAAUGUAUGUAGUAAAACUUUCAGCCAUAGUACAUACCUGAAAAACCAGAGAACUCAUACUGGGGAAAGACCAUAUAAAUGUAAGGAAUGUGGGAAAGCCUUUAGCCAAAGAAUACAUCUUUCCAUUCAUCAGAGAGUACACACUGGAGUGAAACCUUAUGAAUGCAAUCACUGUGGGAAAGCCUUUAGGCAUGGUUCAUCCUUUGCUAAACAUCGAAGAAUUCAUACUGGAGAAAAACCUUACAAUUGCAGUGAAUGAGGGAAAGCCUUCAGCUGUAGUUCAUCACUUAUUAGACAUUGUAAAACACAUUUAAGAAAUACCUUCAGCAAUGAUACAUGAAAUAAGUUCAACGUCAAAGAAUCC